CAUUCUUCUUCCACACUCCCAUUCUUCUCCGUCAUCAUCAUCACAGAGAGAGAGAGAGAGAGAGAGAGAGAGAGAGAGAGAGAUGGCAGCAGUACUACUACUGCGAUUGGGGUUUCAGAUAAUUCUCUUAUCAUGCUCAGUCUAUGCAUUCGCACAAGCAGCAAGUAUAACCAAAAGUCCAUCAUGUCCAGAAAGAUGCAGUGGGAAUGAUGUUAAAAUUCCGUACCCAUUUGGAAUAGGUGCUGGUUGCUAUAUUUCCAAAUGGUUUAAAAUCGUAUGUAAUCAAAGUGAUACUUUCAACGGUAAACCCAAACCUUUCUUAAGCAAGUUCAACCUGGAGGUGCUAGAGAUCAUCAUUCUAUCAGAUGUUAACAUAGUUCGGGUCAACUAUCCGGUAUUUACGAGUUGUGCUGAUAAUGUAAGCACCAUAUCCAAAGACGAGUUAGCAGGAAGUCCAUUUGUCUUCUCCAGCGCGUACAACUCUUUCGUUGCCAUGGGUUGCAACAACUCUGCCUCAAUGUGGUCCGAAGAUGAGAAAGUCUCACCCGGUGCAGUGUGCCAGUCCCCUUGCGAUCACCAAAGAAUAUCAUCAAGAAAUGGAAAAAUUAUAAGGUUAUGGGACACUGACUGCUGCGUGACAUCAAUCACCACAGAUGUCCAUUCAUUCACUUCAAAAAUAGAGCCAAGAGCUCAUUCCGAGAUGAAGUUGAAGAAUGGAUCAUGCAGGUAUGCAUUCUUGGUAGAAAACUCGUGGCUUGGGAAGAAAUUCAAAAUUCCGACCCCAAAUGCGUACUUCCCACUGCCAGUGGUACUGGAAUGGGGGAUUGAUAAUCCUUCAAACACUUCGCUUCCAAAUAGACGCUCGGAUUCAUCAAUUAGAUGUGUCAGCAGCCCUUAUCCUUCUUUUAAUCGAGGCCGUACUUACACAUGUUCGUGCCAUGACGGCUUCAGUGGAAAUCCCUAUCUUCAUAAAGGAUGUCAAGAUAUUGAUGAAUGUGCAAACUCAGACCUUAACAAUUGUGGUAAUGAAACACGUUGUGAAAAUACUGUGGGGUCUUAUAACUGUAUACCAGUUCAUAGGAAUGCCAGGUAUGCCAUCAUUAUAGGAAUUAGUACAAGCCUUGGGCUAGUAGUAAUGCUUAUCGGUGGAUGGUGGUCCUACAGAGUAGUAAAUAAAAGAAAGAUGUUUAAGCAAAAGGAGAAGUUCUUUAAGAGGAAUGGUGGACUUUUGUUACGACAACAAUUAUCUUCGAAUGAAAUCAAUGUUCAGACCACUAAAUUGUUUGAUUCAAAGGAGUUGGAGAAGGCCACUGACCGGUUUAAUGUAAACAGAAUGCUUGGCCAAGGAGGACAAGGUACAGUUUACAAAGGCAUGCUACCAGAUGGAAGCAUUGUUGCCGUAAAAAAGUCCAAGAUAAUUGAUGAAAGAAAGCUUGAAGAAUUCAUUAAUGAAGUUGUUAUUCUUUCACGAAUUAACCAUAGAAAUGUGGUUAAACUACUUGGUUGUUGUUUGGAGACAGAAGUUCCUCUACUCGUUUAUGAGUUCAUUCCUAAUGGAACUCUUUCCCAAUAUCUCAAUAACCAAAAUGAGGAGUUUCCCCCAACAUGGGAUAUGCGCUUACAAAUUGCCACAGAUAUUGCCGGAGCUCUCUUCUACUUGCACUCAGCAGCUUCAUCACCCAUUUACCAUCGAGAUAUCAAGUCUACAAACAUACUUUUAGAUGAAAAGUAUAGAGCUAAAGUAGCAGACUUUGGGACUUCAAGAUCUGUUGCAAUUGAUCAAACCCAUCUGACCACACAAGUACAAGGGACUUUUGGAUACUUGGAUCCUGAGUAUUUUCAAACUAGUCAAUUUACAGAAAAAAGUGAUGUUUAUAGUUUUGGCGUUGUCCUCGUUGAGCUAUUAACGGGAGAAAAAGCAAUCUCUUCAAUAAGAACAGAAGAUACCAAAGGUUUAGCCUCAUUUUUCAUUCGUUCAAUGGAAGAAAACAAUUUGUUUGAUAUUCUUGAUGAUCGAGUUUUGAAAGAAGGUGAAAAAGAGGUUGUUGUGGUUGCAAAUCUUGUGAAAAGGUGCUUGAACUUGAGCGGAAAGAAAAGACCUACGAUGAAAGAAGUUUCAAUGGAGUUGGUGGCCGUUCAAACAAUGAGAAAAGGCAUUUCUAACCUUGACCAGCAAAAAUAUGAAGAGGUUGAAAAUGUUAGAACUGAAAUGUACGAGCAAUGGGUUGGUUCUACAUCAACAACGUUAACAUCAUGUGCGGAUGGUGGUGAUCAUGGCCAUCCUUUACCAAUUUCUUCUUAAUCGGGGAACAAAAAACAAUUGUGUUAUAAUUAUAUAUAUAUAUAUAUAUAUAUAUAUGUAUAUAUUUUUUCAUCUUGUAGGGUACGACAUGGCUUUCGUUUUCUAGUGUUGAUGAGUACUGUCAUUUAAGAAUUGGUAUCCAUUGAAGACAAGUUGUAAAUUAUAUUUUUUGGAAAAUUAUGUUAGGUAUUGCGCUAUAAUCCUAUUUCCAUCGAUUGCACCACUCUAGUGUGGUGUGUGUGUAUUACCUAUCAACCAGUAGUACUAGAUCAUCCAGCCAUAUAUUAUUUUUUUUGUU
Molecule: messenger RNA, 2600 nt
Organism: Carya illinoinensis
Lineage: Eukaryota; Viridiplantae; Streptophyta; Magnoliopsida; Fagales; Juglandaceae
Product: wall-associated receptor kinase-like 8
Exons: 3
Coding region: 83-2302 (739 amino acids)
Biological process (GO): cell surface receptor signaling pathway; protein phosphorylation
Cellular component (GO): plasma membrane
Molecular function (GO): polysaccharide binding; protein serine/threonine kinase activity; ATP binding
Source: RefSeq, a predicted model, not a curated record